Metarhizium acridum CQMa 102 is the source of this 810-nucleotide messenger RNA. RefSeq lists its product as uncharacterized. NCBI's taxonomy places the organism in Eukaryota, Fungi, Ascomycota, Sordariomycetes, Hypocreales, Clavicipitaceae. The record is from RefSeq and is a predicted model, not a curated record.
AUGAGUGUGCUCGCAGAGCUUGCUGAAGUCAUUGCGGAGGCGGGCGAGGAGGGUGCAGAGACCGCGGCAGAAAUUGGGGCUUCAUCGGAAGCCGAUUUGGGAGAAUUGGCCGAAGAGAUGGCAGCCGAUGAUUCCGUUGAAGCGAAGAGCGUCAUGGAGGAAGAAGGCGUUUCUAAAGAGUUUAAAGAAGGACAGGAUGAGAUCAUGGAGGAGGCCAAGACCGGCACCAAGGCCAGCAUCCUCAGCCGGGUCAGGGACCUGGUUAAGAACAUGUGGAACAAUAAGGGCGCUUUCGCCAAGAUGAUCGGUGCCGAGGUUGCCAAGGGAGUCUUGUUCACUCUCGGCAUGAAGGUCAUCGACUCCAUCUGGUCCAAGAAGGCCCAAAAUAACCCGAGCCCUGCGAACCGACGUCGCCAGGCUAUUACUCGGGCCAUUUUGGCGGAGCGUCAUCGGACGGACCCAAUCGUCAAAAAUUGGCAGCUUUGGAUGGCGAAGCAUUUUGACCAUCGCGAGAGCUAUGGCAGUAUCACGGUCGAUGAUGUCGACAUCACCAUAUUCCAGAUCUUACAAGAAAAGAUUUCGCAGGCACGAGAAUAUUCCGCUACCAAGGUCCAAGAGGCUGUGGAUGCGGCGAAAAAGAGUAAGCAAGCCGAUAAAGCGGAGGCGAUACUCCAGCUGGAGACAGAGUAUGUGGAGAAGCUGGUCAGGAUCAACACGACCAUCAAUCACAACGGGUCAUCGAUGAUGGCAGACGGUCUGAAGGUAUACGAUGCCGAGUUGGACGAAGCCAAGAAGGAACUGAUGAUAUGA